This is a messenger RNA of Nerophis lumbriciformis (worm pipefish), 3792 nucleotides long. The record is from RefSeq and is a predicted model, not a curated record. NCBI's taxonomy places the organism in Eukaryota, Metazoa, Chordata, Actinopteri, Syngnathiformes, Syngnathidae.
AUGAUGGAGAAGGAAGACUUAAAGGUCAUCAACAAGGGUGAAGAUGAAGAGAUGGAAAUGCAAGGCUACCGUUUGUGCCGCUGGCGAUUGGCACUGGUGGGUCUUGGGGUACUCUGUUCAGGGGGCUUCCUACUACUGCUGCUCUACUGGAUGCCAGAGUGGUGUAUCAAGGCCACCUGCAUCCCUACCACAGCCUGUGAUGCCGAAGUGGUGUUGCUGCGAUCUACGGAUGAGUUCCGGCGCUGGUUCCUGGCUAAGGUUCGUGUGAUUCUAGCCCCAGGAAGCAACCCCUUCCACAACCUGGAGACCCAGACCACCUCCCCCUCCUCUCCUUGCACCCCUUCCUCUCCCCUUUCUUCCACCACAUCUAUGGCCAAUGGAGACACACACCACCCUUCUGAUGGGAUCCCCACUUGGGAGCUCAUCAGAAGGUAUGUUGACUACCAGCCCACAAAGAUUCGUUAUUUUACCCUCCAUAGUACAAAAUAUUAUUGGAAUGACAGAGUUCAGAACUUUGAAGUGCUAACCGGGCUUGAUGAUCUCCAUGUCACCGCUGCCACUCUCCAUUCAGAGCACAGCAAAGGCCUAACCAGGAACCAGCAGGAGUACAGAAGACUGUUUUUUGGAAUGAAUGAAAUUGAAGUGAAAGUGCCUUCUGUUUUCAAGCUGCUUAUCAAAGAGGUCCUAAAUCCUUUCUAUAUCUUCCAGCUCUUCAGCAUUAUUUUGUGGAGUGCCGAUGAAUAUUACUAUUAUGCUGCUGCCAUUCUCAUCAUGUCGUUUAUAUCCAUAGCUACCUCUCUCUACACCAUCAAAAAGCAAUAUGUCAUGCUUCAUGAUAUGGUGGCAGCUCACAGUAUUGUCCGUGUAUCUGUAUGCCGAGCCAACAACGAUAUUGAAGAGGUUAUGUCUACUGAUUUGGUGCCUGGAGAUGUAAUAGUCAUCCCCAGCAAUGGGACCAUUAUGCCAUGUGAUGCCGUAUUGGUCAGCGGCACUUGCAUUGUCAAUGAAAGCAUGCUUACAGGUGAAAGUGUUCCAGUGACAAAGACCAACCUUCCAAACCAGUUGCUUGGGGAAAGUGGUGAUGAGCCUAUGAUUUCUUACAGCAUAGAUGAGCACAAGAGACACACACUCUUCUGUGGCACACAUGUCAUCCAGACUCGUUUUUACACUGGCGAAUUGGUCAAAGCUGUAGUUGUCCGCACAGGCUUCAGCACAGCUAAAGGCCAGUUGGUACGCUCCAUCCUUUACCCCAAACCCACAGACUUCAAGCUCUACCAUGAUGCCUACCUUUUUCUGUUGUGUCUGGUGGGUGUAGCUGGAAUUGGCUUUGUCUACUCCAUCGUCCUGAGCAUCAUGAACAAGGUGUCAGCCAAGACCAUCAUCAUCGAAUCCCUAGACAUCAUCACCAUCACAGUUCCUCCAGCGCUCCCCGCAGCUAUGACUGCUGGUAUUGUGUAUGCCCAACGACGCCUUAAAAAUAUUGGCAUUUUUUGCAUCAGCCCACAAAGGAUAAAUAUUUGUGGGCAGAUCAAUCUGGUUUGCUUUGACAAGACGGGAACUCUUACUGAAGAUGGUUUAGACCUUUGGGGAGUCCAAAGAAUAGAGAAUGGCAGUUUCCAGCAAACAGAUGAAAAAGCCUCCAAGGAAAGUCUAGUAAAGUCCCAGUUUGUCGCUUGCAUGGCCACCUGCCAUUCUCUCACUAAAAUUGAGGGCCAAUUGUCUGGAGACCCACUGGACCUCAAAAUGUUUGAGGCUACUGGCUGGAUCCUGGAGGAAGCCACUGAAGAAGAAACUGCUUUGCACAAGCAUAUCAUGCCGACUGUCGUCAGACCCACGAAACAGCUGUUGCCGCCACAGCCCAUUUCCCCAGAGCAGGACAUGGAACUUUAUGACAUGCCUUCCCAGUAUGAGAUAGGUAUAGUGCGGCAGUUUCCAUUUUCCUCUGCACUCCAGAGGAUGAGUGUGGUUGCACGGCUGCUAGGGGAGAAACGUAUGGAUGCCUACAUGAAGGGAGCACCGGAGGUGGUGGCUCGCUACUGUAAGACUGAAACAGUGCCACUUAAUUUUGCUGAUGUCUUGGAGGGCUAUACCAAGCAAGGUUUCAGAGUCAUAGCUCUUGCUCACCGUCGUCUUGAAUCUAAACUCACGUGGCACAAGGUCCAGAAUGUAAGCAGAGAUAACAUUGAAAUCAACAUGGAGCUCCUGGGUUUAAUAAUCAUGCAGAAUAAAUUGAAAAAAGAAACACCGGCUGUGCUGCAAGAUCUCCACAGAGCCAACAUUCGUACUGUCAUGGUUACAGGCGAUAACAUGCUGACUGCCAUCUCUGUCGCUCGGGAUUGUGGAAUGAUCCUUCCACAGGACACAGUCAUAAUUUCGGAUGCUUUCCCCCCACACGAUGGACAGACUGCCAGAAUCACCUGGAGGUGUGCCGACAAGCAAAAUGUCGUAUCAGAUCUGGAGGAUGUAAACAUUAGCCUUGGGAAGAGCUGUCAUGAUGAGAAGCCCAAAGAACAAGAGCGGUACCAUUUUGCCAUGAACGGAAAGUCAUUUGCAGUCAUCUUGGAGCAUUUCCCAGACAUGCUUCCAAAGUUGGUGUUACAUGGCACUGUGUUUGCUAGAAUGGCCCCAGAUCAGAAAACCCAACUCGUUGAGGCACUACAAGAUGUAGACUACUUUGUGGGGAUGUGUGGAGAUGGAGCAAAUGAUUGUGGGGCUUUAAAAAGGGCUCAUAGUGGAAUCUCAUUGUCAGAGCUUGAGGCCUCUGUAGCUUCUCCAUUCACUUCCAGAACGCCGAACAUUUCUUGUGUCCCAAGUCUCAUUAGGGAGGGUCGUGCUGCUCUCAUCACAUCCUUUUGUGUGUUCAAGUUCAUGGCCCUUUACAGCAUUAUCCAGUACAUUAGUGUCACUCUCCUCUACUCUAUUUUGAGUAACCUCGGGGAUUUCCAGUUCCUCUUCAUCGACAUAGCCAUCAUCCUCGUCAUUGUUUUCACUAUGAGUCUGAACCCAGCAUGGAAAGAGCUAGUUGCACAACCUCCUCCAUCAGGCCUGAUCUCCGCGCCUUUGCUCUUCUCUGUGUUGAGCCAGAUCCUCAUCUGUUUUGGUUUCCAGAUUCUUGCAUUUAUUUGGGUCCAACACCAGCCCUGGUACACAGUCUGGACACCUCUUUCAGAUGCCUGUAAUAUGUCGUCACACAGAAAUAUGUCUGGCCUCAACGACACUGAAAUGGAUGACCGCAACAUCCAGAACUAUCAAAACACCAGCCUUUUCUAUGUGUCCUGCUUCCAAUACCUUAUUGUUGCGAUUGUCUUCUCAAAGGGCAAACCUUUUAGGCAACCAAGUUACAAGAAUUGGCCUUUUGUCACGACUGCUGUGAUUUUGUACAUUUUCCUCCUGACCAACAUGUUCUACCCUGCUGAACCCAUUGAUGAAUUCCUCCAGAUUGUUUGCAUUCCACUAGAUUGGAGACUGAAACUCCUCCUUAUUAUUGUGGUCAAUGCUGUCGUGUCUGUUGUGGUAGAGACCUUCAUCACUGACUUCAUCUUAUGGAAGUUUGUGUUCAGCAGAGACAAGCAGGGCAUCGCGCCUGCUGCCUCACCACCACAGAAUGGGAUUGAGCUGACAGCAGAAAAAUGUCUGUCCUGCCCAAGCAAAGUGAACCACAAAGCUCGCUACAUGCAUCUGGCCCAGGAGCUCAGCGUGGACCCAGACUGGCCCCCCAAACCAACCACUACUACUGAAGCCAAGGCCUGUCCUGAAAAUGGCUCCGCUCAUCAAAAUGUGUGCAUUUCCUAG